Anopheles cruzii is the source of this 1623-nucleotide messenger RNA. Its product is annotated as putative polypeptide N-acetylgalactosaminyltransferase 9. Bases 1 to 1623 code for a protein of 540 amino acids. The record is from RefSeq and is a predicted model, not a curated record. NCBI's taxonomy places the organism in Eukaryota, Metazoa, Arthropoda, Insecta, Diptera, Culicidae. Gene Ontology annotation, cellular component: Golgi apparatus. The transcript is spliced from 5 exons.
AUGCCAAAGGCAACGCUACACUUCUACAAGCUGUACCUCAGCAGUUUGCGAUGUGCGGAUCGUGCGUUAGCUGAUCGUCCCGGCGAUAUGGGACAACCCGUGCGAAUAGAACUGACGAACGAGACGCAAAUGCUGGUGAGUGAAGGAUUGCGCACUCUGGGCUACAACCAAUACGCUUCCGAUCUAAUGUCCCUUCGGCGACGCCUGCCGGACUUACGGGCUCCGUGGUGUAGAAAACAAACUCCACUCCCCGCUAAUUUACCACCAACAUCCAUCGUGAUCGUGUUCUACAACGAGGCCUGGUCUGUGCUGUUGCGUACGGUACACUCGAUACUCGAUCGUACGCCCGACCGCUUGAUCGAGGAAAUUGUGCUAGUGGACGAUUUCUCAACCGCCGGUCAUUUGAAAACUCGUCUGGAUGAGUAUUUCAUGAGCAAUCCCAAAGUGCGCAUCUUGCGCGCCGAUCGAAGGUUGGGAUUGAUAUCGGCCAAAGUGCUGGGCGCGAAAGCAAGCACGGCCAGCGUUAUCACCUUUCUGGAUGCACACGUUGAGUGUACGGAAGGAUGGUUAGAGCCGUUGCUGAGUGAGGUGGCCAGUAACUUGACCACCAUUGCCAUCCCGACGAUCGAUCGAAUCGAUUGCUACACAAUGCAGCUGGACAAGGAUAGUGCUCCGGCGCUGAUCGGAGCCUAUCAGUGGGAUCUUAAUUUCGGGUGGUGGCAUCGCACUGCUAUGCACAAGCAGUACCCCCAUCGGUACGUUCCGUUCGACACACCCGCCAUGGCAGGGGGACUGUUUGUCAUCGAUCGUCGCUUCUUCCGACGGCUCGGUUGGUACGACGAAGGGUUCGAAAUGUACGGCAUCGAAAACAUCGAACUGUCGAUCAAGAGCUGGAUGUGCGGUGGCCGAAUGGUUAUUGUGCCCUGUUCUCGCGUUGCACACAUCGAGAAGGCUUCCCACCCGUACCUGAACAACGUCGGGAAAGAUAUAAUCUUCAAGAACUCGGUCCGGCUGGCCGAAGUGUGGAUGGACGAGUACAAACAGGUGAUGUACGACGUGUACGGUAUUCCCCGUUACUUCGAGAGCAUUUUCGGUUCGAUCGAGGAUCGAAAGGUGCUGCGACAGCACGCGGCGUGCGGUACGUUUCGUGGUUACAUCGAAACGGUUUUCCCGGAGAUGAUGAACCCGUUUGUGACGGGUGCUUUUCGCGGCGAAGUACGCAAUGCCGCACUGCCUCACAAUCGCUGUUUGACACGCGUGUGGGCUACCGGCCAGCUUACGAUGGACGUUUGCGAUGGAGCAGAACAACAGCAAUAUUGGACGCACAACUUUUAUCACGAGCUAAACAACUACUCCUUUUGCCUGGAGGUUGCAGACGGAAAGCGUACGCGAUCGGCGGUGCGCGUGAAACGGUGCCAUCGGGAAGAACUAAUGGGCAACCAACGAUGGCAGCACUUGGUUACGACCGGACAGAUAAGAAGCGAAAAGAACGGUCAAUGUCUUGCAGUAACAAAAGGCAAUCCGGUGAUUAUUACUUUGCAACCUUGCGACUCUUCGAGGAGCAAUCAAAAAUGGAUUGUCAAGUUCGUUAAGCUGGACGUGUCGGUAUUCCGGCACCACUAA